Molecule: messenger RNA, 3012 nt
Organism: Diatraea saccharalis (sugarcane borer)
Lineage: Eukaryota; Metazoa; Arthropoda; Insecta; Lepidoptera; Crambidae
Source: the annotation of a GenBank genome assembly
AUGCGACUCAUACUCGGUAAGGAACGCUUACUAUUACUUUUACUUUUUAGUCGGGCGGGCGGAGGCCGAGGCUUCUUUACAUUAUUAAUUAAAUGAAAGGCGCCCGAUUUAAACAGCAUUUCCUUAAAUAAGUAGCUUUUGAGAUAAGUAUUAUUUAUCAUAUUUUUAAAUGUUGAUGUUGGUUCCUUUUUUUUUAAAUUGUUAUUUCAUUAUUUUUAAUGAUAUUGAUAGUUUUUUUUUAAUAAUAGGUGAUACUAAACAAUAUUAAAUAUCUAUAUAAAUAAAGAUCAUCAUCAGCCCUUUUACGUGCCCACUGCAGGGGCUUAGGCCUUCCUUAUCGAUGGUUAAGGAGGAUGGGCCAUGACCCUCCACGCUGGCCCAAUGCGGAUUGGAGGGUAUUAACGACUGCAAAUGCAGCCGGGACCAACCGCUUAACGUGCCUUCCGAAGCACGAAGUAGCUCGAGAUAAUAAUUUUUUGGUCACCCAUCCCGUGACCGACCUUUGCGAAAGUUGCUUAACGACAAUGAUCGCAGGCUGCGGCGCUUAUCCACUACGCCACCGAGCUUUGCAUACUAAAUAUCAUAUCCAUAGUUAUACUCUUGCUAAUAACAUUUUUAUUUCAUUUUACAACAGCACUUAGUUUGAUCGUGCUGCAGCACGUAGCACCGGGCUGCAGUCGUGUAGCGCGCCCCGUCCCAUCGGCCCUUAGAGCGGACGCCACCCUCGCGAAUCAAGAGCUCACUGAUCUCCUGCUGCCACUCCUGGACCACCUCGACGACAGCGGACAUGAUACAAAGAGGAAACGCCUGCUUGAAAUCAUGCCAGUUCCGAAGGGUCACUCCAAGAAAACACCACUUCUUAUACUCGCUUCUGAAAUACCAACGCGAAAUAUUAAUGAUAACGCCGACCCUACAGACCUCGAUAGCUCAAAGAGCAAUGUGGUUAAUGUAAAAUUAAAUGAACAUCGUGAAAAAAAUAGUAAACUGAAACAUGAAGAAGAAAUAGAUUCAAAUGAAAGUAAUGAUGAUGCCGUCAAUGAAAAGGAACUACGUUUUAAAUCGAAACUCAAUUCUAAUAACAUCAAUAAUGUCAGUGAAAACAAAGAUGUCAAAACACAUAUUAUUGUCGAUGAAAAUAAAAAUAACCAAUAUGUUGAAGAUGAAAAAAGCGGAGAAGAAUAUGAUCAUAAUGAAGAUAUUGAACAAUAUAUAUCUGAAUUACUUAAUAAUUUGUCAACUGAAAAACAAAGCAAAGAGCAGGUUCCCGUCAAGACAACAAAACUUUCUUCUGUAGAAAAAUCUGGCGAAAAUACAAGUGUUAAGAACAAAAAUCAUGUUCAUUUCAAAACUAUCAAAUCAUCUGACGUUCAAAGCAAGCCUGUUAUAUUUGGAGAUGACGAUAUAGAAAUCAAUAAACGAAAUAAAAAAAAUGAAAAACCUGUAAAAUUAAAUUCUGAAAAUCAAGACCUUGUUCUUAAAUCAGUUAAUAAACCACAAACUGAUACAUCCAGAAUUACACAAAAUGAGGACGUUGUGGUCGUCCCAUCAGACACACGCAGACAAUCAACCGACAAUAAAGGAGGUGAUGAUGAUGAAUCUGAUACAAAUAAUGUUAAUGUAGUUGUUACAUCAGUUGGUGGUGAUACCUUAAAACAAAAUACCGAAGCAAAUGAUUCUCAAAGAGUCUUAUUAAAGGUAAGCGAGCCCAAUGAAAGUUCACUUCAAGAAGUAAUUGAGAAAACUAAAGGUAUUACGGCAGUACUCUCUCCAAAUAAAGAACAAUCAAUAGAUAAUUCACCGAAAAGCUAUAAUGUUUUAAAAAAUGCGGGAAUUGUAUCUCAAUCAAGCGGAGUAGUCUCUACGGUGGGGGUAUCGAGAGAAAAAGAAGUAAUUGUGGUCAAACCAAAUGAUAUCCGAGUCAAAGUGCAUAAUGAUGAUAAUUAUCUGGUGGUUUCAAGAGAAAACAAAGUGGUUGUAAUUAAACCAAGUGAGAUCGAAGUUGAAGUGGUCGAUGAUGAUGAUCAACUUACAUUAGAAAAAGAAAUAGUUGUGGUCAAGCCAAGAGACGUAACAGUUAACGUGCAAGACGAUGAUGUUUCUGCAGAGGUUACAGGAGAAAACGAAAUCGUUGUGAUAAAACCAAGUUACAUCGAAGUCACAGUGCGUAAUGAUGAUGAAAUGGUUACGAGGCCAGCCAAAGUGCUUGUGAUCAAACCAAGAGCGAUCGAUGUCGAGGUCAUUGAUGAUGAUAAUGAUUCUAUCAAUAAAAACUCAAAACUGCGAUUGCCUAAAGGUGUUAGUAAAGAUUUGGUCAAGAAUAAAAACGUUGAGGUUACCAAUAAUGGAGAAGUUAGAGCUACAAUCGAAGUGACAGGAGACCAAACAGCCGAAGAUGUAUUAAAAAAUGGGUCCUUGGAAGAAAUUCUUAGGGCCAUCGGCGAAAUAGGCCACACUAGAGUACCAGACGUUUCAGCCAACAAAUGUGACCAAACAUACGAUAGGGACGUACUGAAAGGAGUCCACAAAUCAUUCAAUCUCUCAUUUCGUUUCAAUAAAUAAUCACACACGAUUGCACAAAAUGUCGGAUUAGCACUAUUUGAUAAUUUUGUGUUUUGAUCGUGUUAUUGACUUUAUAUUAUAUAUAAACCGACUGGCGUAUCCCAUGGACCCGAUAUAAUUAUACUUUAAGAAUGUAUGUAAAGUAAUUUUGGAUCUCUUUUCUAAUUGUAAGUGUUUCCUGCAAUAAAGAAUGCUGAACAGCAACAAAGGCUUUUACUUACCAUUAUUAUUGUUUCAUCUAUAUAAUAUUUUAGUGGUUUUCCCGCGACUUCGUACUCGUUAAUUAUAGCCUAUGUCAUCCGCGUAUGAUGUAGCAUGCCCUAAGUGAAUGAAUGUUUAAAAUCAGCUCAGUAGAGUCAAACAAACAUAUUUACACAUAUUCAAAAAAUAGAACUGACUUCAAAUUUAAAAUAAAACUAUUUCAAUUGUGUAGUUAUUUAGUAUUACUUAACA